AUGGACAGAUUUUUGAUUCGAACUGAUGGUAAUAACCAUGCUUGUGAAGAGGAGAGUGUUAUGCUGAACGAAAAUGAAGAUGUCCCAAAAACUAAUAGGCGAAAGAUAUGCUCCUCAUGGAUUGCUGAUUUCAGUGAUUGGCUAAUUAAAAAGGAAACUGCUGCAGGUGAUGAAGAACUUUUUUGCAAGGUAUGCAAUGCCUUUCUUAAAGUGAGUUCCGGCAAAUCAGAUUUAAUAAGCCACAAGAAUACCCAAACGCAUAAAACCAGAUCAAUUUGUAUUACGAAUAGUCAAACCACUAUUGCGGAGCAGUUCAGAAAUAACACUAGAGAAACGAGACUGGUACAAACCUUGUAA
This is a messenger RNA of Rhagoletis zephyria (snowberry fruit fly), 357 nucleotides long. RefSeq lists its product as uncharacterized. The record is from RefSeq and is a predicted model, not a curated record. Lineage: Eukaryota; Metazoa; Arthropoda; Insecta; Diptera; Tephritidae.